CGGUUGGAAUUGACACAUAUGUGUAUCAAUGUUUAUUUACGUCGCAUCAACUUAUUUUUCACGUUCUUUCCAUUAAAAUAAAUGCUAAAGAAUAAACUGAGCUUAUUAAAUAAUUCUACAAUAUUGCACAUCAAAAAUGAUGGAAAAUUUGGCAGAUGAUCCCAGUUUUAUUGAUGCAAUUGUGCAUGAGGUGAAAUCUCAAGGACUUUUCGAUCAGUUCAGAAAGGAAUGCCUUGCGGACGUUGACACCAAACCGGCUUAUCAAAAUUUACGACAGAGAGUGGAAAGUUCGGUUAGCAAGUUUUUGUCUCAACAAAAAUGGACAGAAAACAUCCGCCACAAAAAUCAACUACGAGAGAAACUCAGGAAAAAUAUUAUUGAUUCUGGAUUUUUAGAAACUGGCGUAGAACGUAUCGUUGACCAAGUAGUGAAUCCAAAAAUAUCUGCAGUUUUUCAUCCCAAGGUGGAAGAAAUUGUUUACAAUUAUCUCGGAAUUGAGAAACCGAAGCCAGUAAUUAAUGGAAGCGGAUUUGACAUACAGACUGACUUUAUGCCCGAAGAUCUUGAGGCGGUCAGUCCCGAUUCAGAUAAAAAAUCUUCUAGUGCUUCGUCGGAUAUAUUGGCUACACACGAGCAAAGUAUUAAUGAGGAACUAAAUGAAUCUAAAGAGAAUGUAGAUGAUUUUGAGUCUCCUGCCUUUGAACCAUUGGAAACGCGUUCACCGAGUCAAACAAAGCAAGAAAGUAACGAUUCGCACACUUCCGCUAUAAGUGGCUUAACCUCACAAGAAUCAGUCCAGAGCGAACAUCAUCAGGACAGCAUUCAAGAACCUAAUGUUCAUGGGACCAAAGCCAUUGAAAUUGCUGAAAGGUCUGUCGGAGUGGAUGAACAAGAUCUAAAAACUGUAAGUCCUGAUGACGACAUACUUCAUCGUGCACAUGAUAGUCCUGAGACUGCUCAGAAUGAUUCCCAAUUGUCACAGGUUUCCAGCAAUAGUCGGCUAUCAAUUAUUACGAACUCAGAAGGUGUGCUUCCACUGCAUCAGCAGGAAAUACAUCAGAAUCCUAGACUUGAUAUAGCGGAGGAAGCUCAAAUGCCGAAAUUCAACGAGUGUCCAAAUGAGGAAGGGGAGGUAGUACAUGAGAGUGUUGAGGAGUCUAAUAUGAGCAAGCAACCGCAAAGAUUCAAGUUCGAUUUGAAGAAAGAGACUUAUGAAUUUAGCGGUACGGUACGGAACAAACAACUGUCGGAAAACUAUCCGGAUAAAACAAACGAAAUAGUUUCGGUUGAUAAUGGUGGCCAAGAAAUACCUGACAAACAUCCGGGAUGUCCCUCUUCUCCAACAACAACAUCUAAAUACGAGGAAAGUUCCACGCAAUCGGAACGAUCUUUGCGGAUAUGCGAAGAUUCAACUUUGGACCGCCGGACAUUGGAGCAGUACAAUCAACAUGAUAACUGUGAUUCUGCGAAAACACCUCUCAAUGAUGAACACAGCACACAAUCAGCACCUGACGUUGAAAAAAUGGACAGUUUACAAGCAGAGAUAGUCAGUUUGGCAGUUGUCCAGCAACAUACCGAAAAAGAGAAAAAAACAAACUCCCGUGAUCGAGAUCGUAGUCUUAGCAGGAAACAUUCGACAUCUCAUCACCAUCGUUCCUCGUCUUCGCGUGAUAGAAGGUCCUACAGUUCGGCGAAACACAGCAGCAGUGGUCGGAAAUCUGAUCAACGUGACAGAAAAAGCGAAAAUGGCAAAAGCAACUCUAACAGUGGGAGUUCCAAAAAGUUUCAUGAUAAGAAAAACCCGGAUGACGAUCAUUACAGUUCUCGCGAAAAGCCCAUCAAAAAGCGGCGUUCAACCGAUAGAGAUUCCAACGAUGGCACUGAUAGUGUUAAGCAUGGCAGACAAUAUGGAGACGCAAAUAACGGCUCUGGCGAAUCGCUUAAUGACACAACAAACAACAUGAAUACCUCGCAGAAGCGCGGUGGUGAGAUGCAUGACAGUCAGGUCAAAACGAACGAAUCGCUUGAAUCCCAAUUCGAAGGGUUCGAUGAAGAACAACUGCAGCGCAUAUCAUUGCCGAAAAUUGAAUCAUUGAAUGAUUACAAGAAAAAGUCGGACAAGAAUUUUUCGGUAGAUUCUCAAGUCGGACAAAAAAGGUCAAGAAAAAACCAUGAGAAGAUUCCUAAAGACUGUGCUCGUAAAGUUGAUGCUCCCAACAUGGAUGUUUUCUCUUUUUCGUUUGAGAAACCAGCCAAGUUGAGAAAAAGUGAUGAAAUAAUUCAAGAAGAACCAGUUAUUGGUUCGUUACAACUUGAUCCGGUUUGCAUCGAUGAUACGACUCGCGAAAUCCGUCAGGAAGACAACGUUAUGCCUUGUGGGGAACCUAUAGAUCAUCCUGACGAAGGUAUCAUCGUUUUAGAGCCCACAGAGAUCGAAAGAGUUACCGAGGUAAACAAUAUGUUUAGCUCAUCAGAAGCAGCUUCAACUGCCGAUGAAGACAUGUUACCACAGCGUUUUGAUUUCCCUCCGUCUGAUCCUGCCAAUCUAAUUAAAUUAUCAACAAAACCGGUGGUGGUAGAUCAAAUACUGAUGAAAGAGGAUAAUGUGGGCUUUGAAUUGUUCAUUGGCGAUAAACCCACCCAAUGCAAGGAUCAACAAGCACCACCGAUCAUCAGAAAGAUAAAAAAGCCGAAGAUAGCAUCGAAUUUUAGUGAAGCCCGAAAACUCAUGAAGAUACGCAAGCAAAUGGAGCGCGAUGAAAGAAAACAACGCGAACAGGCGAAAGCUUCAGAAAAACAAUCGUCUAUCGGAAAUGAAAUCAUUGGUGAAGGAAGCCAAAUGGCUGAGCUUGAAUCCGUCUAUCAUAGUGACACGACAAAUUUGGAACCUUUGCCAACGAGAGACGAGGAAAAAGAGUUAUUAUUCUUUCCCGAAGACAAUGAAGCGUUCCCAGUCAACGAUAAACUUUUAUUUUUUUUGAAGCAAAACAUUGUCUGCACUAUUCCGAUGCAGUUUGCAAUUGAAAGCUCGAAAAUUAAAUGGUUUUCCCUAGAUGCAUCUUCUGAACAUGGUGGUCCAAGUGUACCAAACGAUAGCCUGUCGAAAAGAAAAAAAGAUAGUAUCGAAAUUCCAGAGAAUAUUUGCGAAACACAAAGUGUGUGCAUCGAACCAAUGAAGGAAGAACAAGCAGGAGCAAACAAUUCAGACUGUUUGUCAAAAUCUGAUAACUCUUCGAUCAAUUGUCAAAUGGCACCAACUCUCGAUGUUCGUGAAACAUCAGUCGUGAAUCAGCGAACCAAUAAGAAAAAAACCGGGCCAUCUCCCGCGAGAAAUGUUGGGAAAAUGCGGAAUAAUGUUAUGGAUAUAACUGAAGUUGAUCAACAAAAAAUAUAUCUCACAACAGAUUAUAUAAAAGAUCGCACUACGUGCGCCGCCGAAACAGUGGAGAACAUUCAAAAGAAAAAGACGGGAAAGAUGAAACGAUUAGGACUCCCAAAACCCAGAGAAAAUUUAGUUAACAACAAUAGCCCAACAUUUCUUAUGGUGGAUAUUUCGGACAUGAAUACAGUGAACACAGAGAAAAAAUCACCUACAAUUAAUAACAACAACAAUGGUGGUACCAUCAAAUCACAACGGUAUUCCAGUGAUGAUCUGUACAAACCACGUCCUCUCAACGGGCUUCGGACAAGGACGCGCACACGAGGAAGCGAGGGAGUUCAGACAGAAAUCACAAUGUAGAUUUCUAAAAGUCCAAGGGCCAAGCAAUCGUUUGACCAAAGCAAUUUGACAGUGAUUCUAAUAUACAUUAGUUUACUAUGGGAGUAGUGUUAUUUGGUAUUUCUAUAAUACGUAAGACGUAUUUAAUUCUGCUUUGUAUAGAUGUAUGCAGUUGCCAUAAAAUCAUCAGUUGUCCCAAA
Molecule: messenger RNA, 3918 nt
Organism: Toxorhynchites rutilus septentrionalis
Lineage: Eukaryota; Metazoa; Arthropoda; Insecta; Diptera; Culicidae
Gene: BOD1
Product: biorientation of chromosomes in cell division protein 1-like 1
Exons: 5
Coding region: 137-3739 (1200 amino acids)
Source: RefSeq, a predicted model, not a curated record